AUGAGCUAAUUAAUUUAAAUAAAUGCUGGUUAGAAUUCUAAUGAAAUAUGCUUAAAAUAUUUAGAAAAAUUAGUUAAAGAUCAUGGAUUAGAAUCUUUGAUGAAAGAUUAAUAACAAAAUAAACAAAUUUAAAAUAGAAUAUCAACUUGUUUUGAAGAACAUGAGAAAUAUUUAAGCUUUAGAGGUGUAUUUUUAGAUGAAUAACAAUGUAUUAAUUAAUUCAAAUUAAUCAGCUAUGGAUGAAAUAAUGUCUUUGUAAGAUUAAGAUUUUAUAGAUCCUAAUUAUAUGAUUGGUAAAAAUAUUUAUUUACAUGGCACUUAUCAUCAUGGAAAGAAUAUUUUUACUUAAAUGUAUUAAUAAGAAUUUGAAGAAAAGAUGAGAUCAAUUUAUGAGAAUUCAGAUUAUUUGUUUGGGUGUAAUCUUAUUCAUUCACUUUCUGAUAAAUUUUGUGGAAUAUCUAUGUAGUCAUUCUUAUCUUUAGAAAGUUAAUUAUUUUGUAGUUCUACAUCAGUAUUUCCAAAUUUAAUAUCAUGUUCUGGGAUUGAAAUUUAUAAUGCAACUCUUUCUCUUAAUUAAUUGAUAUUUGUUUGUAAUUAUUCAAUGAUUUAUGAUUACAAUUCUUUAUUUAAAAGAGUUUAGGAAUAAAAUAAAUAUUCAAGUUUAUAGAAUUGUCAUGACAUAAUAGCAGAAACAAUACUAUAAAAUAAUUGUUCAAUGAGAUUUCCAGGAUUUUAGAAUGGUGAUAUAAGAAAAUUAGCAGUAAAUUUAAUUUCAUUUCCAAGAAUGCAUUUUUUAUCUAAUGCUUUUAGUGUUUUGAAUCCAGAUAGAAUAUUAAUUGAUUAGAUUUAGAGAUUAACAUAUCCCUAAAAUUAAAAUUUUACAUUCUAAGAAGAUGCAAAGAAUUACUAUCGAAUGUAGGCGACAAUAAGUAGAACAGAUUGUUUAUAUUAUGAAAUAUAAGAGUCUACAUCAAAAUUAAAAAAUUAAACUAAUUGGGUUAAAAAUAGUUUUUGUAAUAUAAAUUGCAAGAUUAAGCAUUAUGAUUUAGGCGAUACUGUAUUAUAUAUUGGUCAUCAUAAUUAUUUUGGAAUUUAUUGUAGAUAGUUAUGUUUAAAAUUUUUGGAUUAAUGGAGAAGAAAGGCUUAUUUUCAUUAUUAUGCAGUCGAAGGAGCAGAUGAAUUAGAGUUCACUGAAGCAGAAUAAACAGUGAGUGAUUUGUAUUCAGAAUAUAUUACUUAUGAUGAAAUAGAUUGGGAAUAAAUGGAUGUGGACUGA
This is a messenger RNA of Paramecium sonneborni, 1276 nucleotides long. The record is from the annotation of a GenBank genome assembly. Lineage: Eukaryota; Ciliophora; Oligohymenophorea; Peniculida; Parameciidae.